AUGACUUUGGAACCUGAUGGGGCAAUACCUCCACCAGGGCCUCCUCUACAUCUGUCCGUUGUCUCUGACGUCAGCAAUAUCGGUGUUCAGUGGGAACCUCCAGCGGAAACAUACGGAAAUAUACGGAACUACAUAGUAAGCUGGGCGGUACUUCCAAACUUUACAGAUUUUACGAGUAUUAUUGAUGAUGACGUCACAAUGUCAAUAAUUCCCGCACAAGGACUGGCUGGGCAAUGUGGCAAAGACUAUAGUUUGUUUCCCGAAAGCAAUGUCACUAUAACCUUCCCCGAGUUUCAGAAAGGAAAUCAACUUCAGCCAGGUGUUAUUUGUACUUGGACAUUUAAAACACUGGAUAAAUACUCCUUGGGUGUUAUUUUUCAUGAAUUAAAAUUAUCCGGAAGUGCCCAUUCGAACGACUGUUUUGAUAGCUACAUUGAUAUAAGUGGCAUCGGUCGCUUAUGUAACAGAAGUCAUCAGGGACAACAUGUACGAACUGAUUUGCGAAUUUUGAAAGUGACACUUAAAACUGGCAGACAAAGUGGAGGACAAGGUUUCAAAAUAACAAUAAGAAGUGUCGUUCUGUUGCCCGGACCGCCGUCAAAUAUAAAACUGAGGACAUCCGACCAUGCUAUUAUUAUAAGCUGGCAACCACCAAGGGAGAAUACUCUAUCUAUCACUGCUUACCGUAUUCGAUAUGGAGUUAUCGCACAGAAAAGUCACUAUUUGAUAACAGUUGGACACAAUAUGCGUUACUUUGCAAUAAACACAAAAAGAUUUGAAGGAAAAUUAAUGGAAAUAUAUCUAAGUGCUGUUAUUGGCAUGGAACAGGGGAAAAUAUCAGAAAAAUACUUCGCGCGGGCAACCUGUCGUCGCCGGAUUCAUCUGAAUGGCACAAACAGCGUUAAUAUAACAUCUCCUGGAUACCCACGCGCGUAUCCUAGCAACAUUAUAUGCACGUGGUAUAUUACCUCAGAAAAUAAUGUGAUGUCAUCAGUUACGUACCUAGACUUUAGACUUGAAUAUACGUCAUUCUGUAGCAGUGAUUAUGUCACAUUUUCCUUGAAGAACAAUGCAGAGCACCAGUGCUCUAGAAUGAAGAUGCCGAAAACAGUAUACACAGUUGCUCAAAAUUUCACCGUAACUUUUGUAACAGACGGUCAGAACGAAUUUGCAGGCUUUUGCAUACAGAUCAAAUCAGAAGAUGUUUCAGUCAAAAAUGAUCUAAGUACCACCGAAGGGGCAAUAACAAAAACGAAAUACAUGGAUGACAGCAGUAGAAAAUUUAAGUCAUCAGUGGAUCGUCCGUUGACUACCACUACAUUGAUGACGUCACCGAUGGCUGAACGCAAUAUAACGUCACCUCCAAAAACUUCAGUAGAAACUACAGAUAAAGUUGAAGUUACUACUACAAUAGAUACUACAGAACCUAACUUUACUAGUCGUAAUAAUUCCCAGCUCCUUGUUCAAGCUAAUACAGAUCUAUCGACCAUGCCAACUUUGUCCAAUCAGGAGGCUUCAACGUAUGAUCCCGGUGUAACUGUGCAAUAUACACCGAACGUUUCGCCCGCAUACGUCGCUGAACUUAUUGCACCAUACUCAGAUAGUUCCAGAUCAAAAUCUGCUGUAAACACUGAAGAAAAAGGAUCGGAAGACGACAACGAUAACCCUAUUGUGUUAGCAGUAAUUUUAUCAUUGAUAUCCUGCGGGGCAGUUUUUGUUAUCUUAACAUGUUGCGUACGGUGGAGACGAAGACAUGAACAAAGGAAGAUCAACGUUGAGACUGCUGGAAGAUACCAAGUCACCAACAUUGAACUUCAUGAUAUCUUACGAAACCAAACACGGACAGGAAGUCAGUAUUCAAAUUAUCGCGCAUGCGUGUCAGAAGAUGAAACAGUUUACGCGAAGAGAUAUCUUGAAAGUAUCCCUGAAUAUCAUGAAGACUGUUUACACAGAAAGAAGGAUGACAAGAAAAAUGAAAGAAAACGAUGUAACUCUUUCCCCUUUUGUUUUUCAGCAAGGCGGCGAAAAAUUCACAAAGAAAUUCAAAAUUCCUUGACAUUGUUUGGAUUCAUUGAAGACAAGCAAGCGUUAGAAAGGACCCUUAACAGAAGAUAUCAUUUACAAAGAACAAAUAGUUUGUAGUGUCAUUUCCAAACUGUUGUAUAUGGAAGCCCUAGAGGAGCAAUUGAUUUCCGUACUUCCCACUUCUGACUUCUAACUUUUGCACUUCUCACUUCCAACUUCUUCACUUCCUAAUUCUAACUACCGGACUUCUAACUUCCACACUUGGAAAGGUGGAAGUGAGAAGUGUAGAAGUUGGAAAUCAGAAGUC
Messenger RNA from Mercenaria mercenaria, 2332 nucleotides. RefSeq lists its product as uncharacterized. NCBI's taxonomy places the organism in Eukaryota, Metazoa, Mollusca, Bivalvia, Venerida, Veneridae. The coding region runs from base 1 to 2142 and encodes 713 amino acids. The transcript is spliced from 7 exons. Gene Ontology annotation, molecular function: protein binding. The record is from RefSeq and is a predicted model, not a curated record.